Molecule: messenger RNA, 1249 nt
Organism: Halichondria panicea
Lineage: Eukaryota; Metazoa; Porifera; Demospongiae; Suberitida; Halichondriidae
Product: mucin-2-like
Exons: 5
Coding region: 35-1249 (404 amino acids)
Molecular function (GO): protein binding
Source: RefSeq, a predicted model, not a curated record
ACAAUAUUCAGUGAGUGUGGAGAGACCAUGUCCAAUGGAAACAGUCACUUUCACCUGCACUGCUGCUGGAGAUUCCUUGAUAUGGAAACUGUCAGAUGUUACUGACAUCGAAAUCCUCUCCACCUUGAAUGUACCAGUAAUGCGAUCAGGUUACACUGUAACACUGAUUGCAGCCAAUGACACUACAUUAACAUCUACUCUGUCAAGAACAGCAGAGAAUGGGAUCACUGUGUCCUGUGUUGAGCUUAGUAUACCUACUCUGACCACUAUAGGAUCUUCAACAAUCCGAUUGGUUGAUCCACCAGGACCACCUUCCACAAUAAGACACUCCAUUCUGAGCAGCUCAGCUAAUGAAGUCAGCGUAUCUGUGCAGUGGGACCCUCCAACUGAGAUUGGUGGUAGAGAUGACCUCACCUACACAGUGACCGUCUCACCUCCGGCCCAGCUCUCUGCUACUGUCCUCACAUCCACCUCUGUCACUGUGACUGUUCAAUACAAUGUGGACUACACUGUCAGUGUUGUGGCUACCAAUUGUGCUGGGAACAGUACAACUGCUGACUACAACUUUAGGAUUGGUAAAUGUCCUGUGUUGACCAACCCCAUGAAUGGAGCCUUUGGACCAGUCUCCAGCAGAUUAUCAGGAUCCACAGUAACCGUCCAGUGUGACACUGGGUAUGUAUCUGCUGUUACAAUGGUGACAUGUGAGGGUACACUGAUGUGGAGUCCAGACCCUGAGGCUAUUGAGUGUAGAUUACUAACCACACCUACUCCCACAACUCCUCCUCCAAUAAACUGCACAGCUUCACUACCCUCACCACGGAAUAGCAUUAUCAGUGAUCAUUCAGUACCAGCUAUUCCCGGUACACAAGUUACCCUCCAGUGCGACGAUGAACUGUUCCCUGAGGGAAUAAUGACUGUUACCUGUCUAGCUACAGGAAAGUGGGACGAGGAGAUCGUCUGCAGAGCUGCUCCUUUUAGUUGUGCCAGCCUAUCUGAUGGGAGUCGAUUUGAUGCAGCUGUCUCCAUCGGCGUUGUUGUCACAGCAGUUGCGUUCACAAUCAUUGGAUUGUUGAUAGGUCUCUUGAUCAUGUAUUUGUUCAUGCGUAAGAAGGCAGUAUGCUCCCCAGCAGCUAAAGGACAAGCUAAUGUUGGACCCACUACACCAGUUGGUCCUGUUUAUGAGGAGGUGUCACCCAAAGAGGAGAUUGAACUGAAUACUAACCAGGCGUAUGGACCAGUAGGAUUGUGA